Molecule: messenger RNA, 1200 nt
Organism: Leptosomus discolor (cuckoo roller)
Lineage: Eukaryota; Metazoa; Chordata; Aves; Leptosomiformes; Leptosomidae
Gene: DERA
Product: deoxyribose-phosphate aldolase
Biological process (GO): deoxyribonucleotide catabolic process; carbohydrate catabolic process
Cellular component (GO): cytoplasm
Molecular function (GO): deoxyribose-phosphate aldolase activity
Source: RefSeq, a predicted model, not a curated record
GGACAUAAAAGCACAACAUGCUCUUCAGAGGUCUCAAACCAAGUUACAACUUUCUUCUGAAGUCCCACACCGUAUAUAAAGAACAGAGGAAUAGAUGAGACUUUUUUUUUCUUCUCUUUCUCUCUCCCCAGAACUUGGCUGGAUCUCAAAAGUGCAUGUGAAUCGACCCGCAGUGGUGAGGCAUGCAGAACGAAUUAAAAAAUGGAGAACCGUGAAAGGUAAUUGGCAAGCUGCUUGGCUGCUGAAAGCUGUCACCUGCAUAGACCUUACCACUCUUUCUGGUGAUGAUACUCCUUCAAAUGUUCACAGACUGUGUUUUAAAGCAAAGCAUCCCAUCAGAGAGGAUCUGCUGAAAGCUUUGGACAUGCAUGAUAAAGGUAUUACUGUUGGAGCGGUUUGUGUAUAUCCUGCAAGAGUCACCGAUGCUGUUAAUGCCCUAAAGGCUGCUGGUUGUAACAUACCAGUAGCUUCAGUGGCUGCUGGGUUUCCAUCUGGACAAACUCCUCUAGAAACCAAACUGUCUGAAAUAAAGCUGGCUGUGGAAUAUGGUGCCAGAGAGAUUGACAUUGUCAUCAGCAGGAGUCUGGUGCUGACUGGCCAGUGGGAAGGUCUCUAUGAGGAGAUCCGUCAGUGCCGUGAGGCCUGUGGAGAAGCUCAUAUGAAAACAAUCUUGGCAACAGGUGAACUGGGUUCUCUUGCUAAUGUCUACAAAGCCAGUAUGAUAGCUAUGAUGGCAGGUUCUGACUUUAUAAAAACGUCUACAGGAAAGGAGGUAGAAAACGCAACCUUUCCAGUUGGAGUAGUCAUGAUGCGAGCCAUUAGAGAAUUCUACUGGCAAACUGGCCACAAGGUUGGAUUUAAACCUGCUGGGGGCAUUCGGACGGCAAAAGAAGCUAUUACUUGGCUUAUGCUGGUGAAGGAGGAACUGGGAGUGGAAUGGCUAACGCCAGAGCUCUUUCGCCUGGGUGCCAGUAGUUUGCUGGAAGACAUUGAGAAACAGAUUUUCUAUCAUGUGACUGGCUCUUACGCACUUCAGCAUGACCUGGCAAUGGCUUAGGCACAAAACCAACUCAGGAUUACUUUUACAAAAGAGGUCUUUAAGCAAACGGCAUUCAGAAGUCUUCUGACAACCAAGUGCAUAUGAUAGAAUUAAAGGCCUAAUUCUCCCUUCUUCAUAUUUUAUAGUAUUUAAAAAUAUGC